Molecule: messenger RNA, 1088 nt
Organism: Alnus glutinosa
Lineage: Eukaryota; Viridiplantae; Streptophyta; Magnoliopsida; Fagales; Betulaceae
Product: (+)-borneol dehydrogenase 1-like
Exons: 2
Coding region: 76-876 (266 amino acids)
Source: RefSeq, a predicted model, not a curated record
UCUUCCAUAUUCCGCAGACAAAGAAUUAUUCUCUCUCUCUCUCUCUCUCUCUCUCUCUCUCUCUCUCUCAGCUUAAUGGCAAAAAGGCUAGAUGGGAAAGUGGCAAUCAUUACUGGAGGUGCAAGCGGGAUUGGAGCAAGCGCUGUGCAUCUCUUCCAUGAAAACGGCGCCAAGGUUGUGAUCGCUGAUAUUCAAGAUAAAAUGGGCCAAGCCAUUGCCGAUGAGCUUGGAGAAAAUGCCAGCUACUUCCAUUGCGACGUGACAAAUGAAGACAACAUCUGUAAUCUUAUUGAAACCGCCGUUUCUAAAUAUGGACAUCUUGAUAUAAUGUAUAACAACGCAGGCAUCGUGGACAGCCCCUUCAUGAAUAUUCUGGAAAGUGACAAAUCAGAUCUAGAGCGUAUUGUUGGCGUUAACUUGGUCGGAGGUUUCCUAGGCGCCAAACACGCGGCGAGGGUGAUGAUCCCACGCGGCAAAGGCUGCAUACUGUUUACUACAAGCGCUGCUACAGCAAUUGCAGGGCUCUCCUCUCACGCUUACGCAGCGUCCAAAUGUGGAGUUUUGGGGCUGGCAAGGAAUUUGGCGGCUGAGCUUGGCCAACAUGGGAUAAGAGUAAAUUGUGUGUCCCCUUAUGCCGUCAUCACUGGCAUAGCGGGAGGUAUUGAUGAAGCUGAUGUGCCCCAAAUGGAAGCGGCGGUGAGUGGGGUCGGCAAUCUAAAGGGACAGAUUCUCAAGGCAGAAGGUGUUGCACGGGCGGCACUCUACCUGGCUAGUGAUGAAGCAAAUUAUGUGAGCGGACUGAACCUUUUGGUGGAUGGAGGGUAUAGUGUGGUGAAUCCAAGCAUGAUGAAGUUCAUAGGCUCAUUCAAUAUUUAAGAAAUUAGCUUCCUUGAGUAGCCGAUGCUUACUACAUGCAUAUCCGGUGAUCGACUACAACUCUAUCUACUGUACGUCUUCGUUGCUGCGAAUAAUACUUGUUUCCCCUUACGGGGGCAGCAAUUAGAGGAUAUAUUUUUCUGCGCUUUUUUUUCUAAUAUAUUAAAGGAUAUCUAAAAUAAUAUUUAUGCCAUAUAUUGGCCACCCAGAAA